ACUCGGGCUGGCGCUCGCCUCCAGCCCUGUGGAAUUGGAUCCGAGGAGGAGCUGAAAAUGCAGAUUUAGCAUCAAGCACAGACAUACACUAGCUCUUUCUCUCGGGUACACAUAGCUCCGCACAUUCGCACCCCUUCCAGCCAGCCAGGCUGCGCGACUCCACGGCUUGCCUGGCAGCCAGCUGCUGGUGGACAGCGCACAGAUUUGCUGUUUGCCAAGCUUCUCUUUUUGCCUCGUUUGCUAUAAAAAGAUUUUUUUAAAAGAAAAACAGAAACAAAAACUACAUUACCUAUUUUUUAUUUGCAUCUUCCCUCCUCGUCCCCUGCUCCACCCGCCUGCGUGCCUCGCAGCCCCACUUUUCACUCCCAAAGAAGGAUGGAGGGCGGUUGUGGAUCCCAGUGGAAAGCGGCUGGGCUCCUCUUCUGUGUCAUGGUUUUUGCGUCUGCUGAGAGACCCGUCUUCACGAAUCAUUUUCUUGUGGAGUUGCAUAAAGACGGAGAGGAAGAGGCUCGCCAAGUUGCAGCAGAACACGGCUUUGGAGUCCGAAAGCUCCCCUUUGCAGAAGGACUGUAUCACUUUUAUCACAAUGGCCUUGCAAAGGCCAAAAGAAGACGGAGCCUACCCCACAAGCAGCAGCUGGAGAGAGACCCCAGGGUAAAGAUGGCCCUGCAACAAGAAGGAUUUGCCCGUAAAAAGAGAGGGUACAGGGACAUCAAUGAGAUUGACAUCAACAUGAAUGAUCCUCUUUUUACCAAGCAAUGGUACCUGUUCAACACUGGGCAAGCUGAUGGCACUCCCGGGCUAGACUUGAACGUGGCCGAAGCCUGGGAGCUGGGAUACACGGGGAAAGGAGUGACCAUUGGAAUUAUGGACGAUGGAAUCGACUAUCUCCACCCAGACCUGGCCUACAACUAUAACUCUGAUGCAAGUUACGACUUCAGCAGCAAUGACCCCUAUCCCUACCCACGAUACACAGAUGACUGGUUCAACAGCCAUGGAACUAGGUGUGCAGGAGAAGUUUCUGCUGCAGCCAGCAACAAUAUCUGUGGAGUCGGCGUAGCAUACAACUCCAAGGUGGCAGGUAUCCGGAUGCUGGACCAACCCUUUAUGACAGACAUCAUCGAGGCCUCCUCCAUCAGUCACAUGCCUCAAAUGAUAGACAUCUACAGUGCAAGCUGGGGCCCCACCGACAACGGGAAGACAGUUGAUGGGCCCCGAGAGCUCACGCUCCAGGCCAUGGCUGAUGGCGUGAACAAGGGCCGUGGGGGCAAAGGCAGCAUCUAUGUGUGGGCCUCCGGGGAUGGCGGCAGCUACGAUGACUGCAAUUGUGAUGGUUAUGCUUCAAGUAUGUGGACGAUCUCCAUCAACUCAGCCAUCAACGAUGGCAGGACUGCCUUAUAUGAUGAGAGCUGUUCUUCCACAUUGGCAUCCACCUUCAGCAAUGGAAGGAAGAGGAAUCCCGAGGCUGGUGUGGCUGCAAGUGACUUGUAUGGCAACUGUACUCUGAGACAUUCUGGGACAUCUGCAGCUGCUCCUGAGGCAGCUGGCGUGUUUGCACUGGCAUUAGAGGCUAACCUGGAUCUGACCUGGAGAGACAUGCAACAUCUGACUGUGCUCACCUCCAAGCGGAACCAGCUUCACGAUGAGGUCCAUCAGUGGCGACGGAAUGGGGUUGGCCUGGAAUUUAAUCACCUCUUUGGCUACGGCGUCCUGGAUGCAGGUGCCAUGGUGAAAAUGGCUAAAGACUGGAAAACGGUCCCUGAGAGAUUCCAUUGUGUGGGAGGCUCCGUGCAGAACCCUGAGAAAAUACCACCCACUGGCAAGUUGGUACUGACCCUCCAAACAAAUGCAUGUGAGGGGAAAGAAAACUUCGUACGCUACCUUGAGCAUGUCCAAGCUGUCAUCACAGUCAAUGCGACCAGGAGAGGAGACCUGAACAUCAACAUGACCUCCCCCAUGGGCACCAAGUCCAUUUUGCUGAGCCGGCGUCCAAGAGACGACGACUCCAAGGUGGGCUUUGACAAGUGGCCUUUCAUGACCACCCACACCUGGGGGGAGGAUGCCCGAGGGACCUGGACCCUGGAGCUGGGGUUUGUGGGCAGUGCACCACAGAAGGGAUUGCUGAAGGAAUGGACCCUGAUGUUACAUGGCACACAAAGUGCCCCAUACAUCGAUCAGGUGGUGAGGGAUUACCAGUCUAAGCUGGCCAUGUCCAAGAAACAAGAGCUGGAGGAGGAGCUGGAUGAAGCUGUGGAGAGGAGUCUGCAAAGUAUCCUGAGGAAGAACUAAGGCCAUGCUUCCAUCUCCGCCACCCCCUCCUCCCUGCCUCUGCCUCUGUCCUUGCUCCAGCGUCCUGGCAGCCACCAGCCACCCAGCAAUUCCUGUUACCCCCACACAAGCGACCCCAGCCUGGUCUGCAGCUUUGUUCAGUGUCAAUGAUUCUUUUCACUACAAUGGAAGCAAUCGUUUUUAUUCUGUAGUCCAAAUAUAGCGUUCCUACCAACAUCUAUGUCCUAUGUGUGACUCGACCUUUAUUUCUGCCACGUAAAUGGGUGAUACGCUGUAAACAAAACAAGGACAGCUUUUCCCUCAGUUUUUUUCAUAUCUGAGAAGGAAAAAGAAUGCACCUAAAAAGCCACACUUGGUGACUCGAGAACAACCGUGGUCUCAGCUGAGGUGUUGCUACAUAGCAUGGGAAUGACAGGUGACAGAGGGUGACCCAACUCUAGCACAGGGGUGGGUGAUGGCUUGAACUAAGCAAGACUAUUCAGGGCUGUAAAUUGAGGUGCAUGAUGAAGAAGAUGCUGUCCCCAGGGAACCCUAAAUACUGGACAGGGUGAGGAAAUUUAAAAGACACGAGCAUUGAAAAUUUACCACCAAUACCCAGCCCAUGUUCCUUCUGUUCUGCCAGGAUGACGUAAGACUGAAACAUGUGGGUCUUCUGUCAGCAGCGGCUGCUCUGAGUUGGGAUAGAAUUAACUGGAGCAACCAACAUGCCUCUCUUACACAGAGUUCAUUCACACACCUUCAGUUUUCUGGUACUCUUUACACAGCCAUCCAAGAGAGAAAACUACCAGGCGUUUCUAGCAGCUGUCUGACAUGGGGCAGUUUACUAGUUUUAGAAACAGCAACAUUCGUUUUCCCGAGUUUUAGACCUCCGUGAUGUGACACAACCAAGAGGCAGAAGUUUUUUUGGUUUUGUUUUGGGUUUGGGUUUACUGUUGAAAACUUUGCCCACACCCACCUGCGCUUUGAUUUCCCAAAAGCCUCACUGGAGUGCAAUAUCUCCCUCCCUCAAGUUGUGAUUUCAGUGACGUACUGGGAAAUGGGCCUCUGUUCCAGAAGAGGCCAGUAGAUGAAAGAGGUACAUCAGAAGUCCCAAGUGACCACAUUCAAGUGGACUGUGGUUGCAAGGAGCCUGUUCCAUUGAGAGGGACGUGUGCCACCUCAUUCCCCAUAACUGGGGGCCAGAAGGGAGCAAGAGACAACCUCUUUUAGAAAAGCAGAUAUGAUCUUGGCAACUCAAAUUCAUGAGAAUAUCUAACAAGCACCCCAAAGGGGACAGUUGUCAACCUUGAAAGACACCAUUUCAUUCCCGAACAGUUUUUUACCAAAGUAACCCAUUGUCACUUGGUGUCCCCACCCAUGGAUUGGCUUCUUGCUCAAAUCUCAGUAUUCAGUCAUCCCAUCCCCCACCCCCAGCCACCCCAGGCUCUCACCCUCCCUUCCCUUGAAGUAUGCACAUAGUCUGGAAUUACUUUACUGAAGCCAGCAACUCAGAAGCACUGGGGUUCCAUUCCCUGAGGGGGGCAAAUUUAAGAGAGAAUUCUGGAAGCUUGUUGCAUUCCAUUUUUCCACCACAUUAACAAGAAUUUUUGUCUUCUCUGACACCUUGUAACUUGCCCUGUAUCAUGGUUUUUUUGAGUGUAAUAAUAUUUAUGAUUUUUAAAAGAAAUUUAUUACUUGUUGCAAAGGUCUUUUUAAACCACCUUAGAUUUAAAGAAAAAAAUAGUAAUCAUUGAAAAUUCAUUUCACAUUAACAGUCUGGAAAUAAACCAAAGGACAUUAUGUGUGCAUGUAUGUAUAAGUGCACACAGAAACAUAUAUACAUAUGUAGACUAUAUACAUGUGUAUAUGUGUAUAUAUAUACUUGUAUAAAUGUACAUACACACAUAUACCUAAAUAUGUGUGUAUUCUGUAUGUAUUGAAGAAACAGACACCAUAUACAUCUCUAAAAGAGUAUUCAGAAAAUAUCAUAAUGAUUCUGGCUGAAUAAAAAGCCAGUGGAGAUUCAGGUAAAAUAUCUGUUCAUCUCUUCCCACUAUAACACCUCUGUAAUUUUGAAGCUUUCUGUAUAAACAUUGUCUUAUAUAAGUAGCAGAAAUAUGAAAUAGUUGUCCAUAUUUUCACAUUUGUGGUAUAAUUUACAAAAUUAGAGAGUAACUUAUCAGCUUCUUAAUAGAAAUGGCAAGUUUUGAUAUGAGUAUAUAGUAUAUAAAGGUAUAUAAUGCUAAAUAUAAAUAUUUGGUCUCUUUUUCAUUUUCGGCAUCAGUAUUACCACAAAAAUAUGUCUAGAUAGCGAUGUUUUUAUGAUGCCCCUGAUUCUAAUGCAAGAGAUAGUUAUUUAUUUUAAAAACUGAAAAUAAGCAAAUAACAAUCAGGUUAAUAUUGUUACUCCGUGACAAAAAUUUUUAAGGAAAUUUUAAAAAAUAUGUUGUAAAUUAGGCUCAACAAUAAAAUAUACCUUCCAGAAAAUA
Peromyscus leucopus (white-footed mouse) is the source of this 4757-nucleotide messenger RNA. RefSeq names its product proprotein convertase subtilisin/kexin type 2 (gene Pcsk2). The record is from RefSeq and is a predicted model, not a curated record. Gene Ontology annotation, biological process: protein processing. Gene Ontology annotation, cellular component: Golgi membrane; trans-Golgi network. NCBI's taxonomy places the organism in Eukaryota, Metazoa, Chordata, Mammalia, Rodentia, Cricetidae. The coding region runs from base 376 to 2289 and encodes 637 amino acids. Gene Ontology annotation, molecular function: serine-type endopeptidase activity. The transcript is spliced from 13 exons.